CAAGCUAACAUAAUUAGACCCACAUGGUUGUUAGCUGUGACAACAUUAGACUUAAUUGCGAGAUAGACAUUUUGAGUUAACGUCUUUAUAGAUUAUUUAAGUUUACUCUAGACCAGAGUUUGUGGACAUAAAAGUUCUAAUUCAGUGAGAGCUAACGUAGCUAGCUGGCUAAUUUGGGGUUGUCCGCUAUUUAUUUCUGCAUGUUUAGUGGCGGUUAAGAGAACAUGAUGUCAGCGUCCAAAGUGAAGAUGAGGGACAGGAAAAUGAGGGACCAGCCUGCCAGUGUGCAGUAUUCGUCUCCUUCCGCCGCGGUGGGGAGCAGCAGCCAGAACGGACGACAGACGCAGGACUCCGGAAGGCAGACGAACCCUCCUCCCAGGACUGGAUGGGUUCGUGGAUAUCAUAGAGAUGGAGGAGGUUACACGAAGGAGAUGCCCAAAUACAUCACCGCUGGAGGGUUUGCCAGAGCCAGGGCUGCAGAGGUGAAAGCCAUGUUGAAAGCCGUGACCAAGAGAACGGGCAGCAACCACGUCUUCCAGGCUCUGCCCAAACACAUGAGGAGACGGGCCAUGAGCCACAACAUCAACAGGCUUCCCCGCCGGCUGAGAGACGUGGCCAGCAAAAUGCGGGAAAAGAGCCUCCUGGCCGGCUCGAAGAAGAAGAAGGAACUAGCAAAGAGCAAAAGUCGCAAGGCUCGCCGGCGUCAUGGCAACCUGCUGCUGGAGUUCAAUCGCAGGCAGCGGAAGAAUAUUUGGUUAGAGACGCACAUUUGGCACGCCAAGCGUUUCCACAUGGUAAAGAAGUGGGGUUACUGUCUCGGCUACCGACCAACGGACAAGUGCUACCGGCCGUGCUAUAGAGCCAUGAGCAGCCACUGCCUGCUGCAGGACAUUUCUUAUUACUGCUGCAUUGAGCUGCAGGGAGAGGAGGACAAGCUGCUGACUGCUCUGUCUCAGCUGACCAGCAAGGAGACCGGCCCUACAUUUGCUGCAGCUGUGUGUCUGUCGGGAUGCAGACAGGGCAGCGUAACGGUGUACAGAGCAGGGCAGUACCCCUCACAGCCUCUGGGCCCCGUCACAUUUCUCUGGAGACCCCGAGCAGACGGCUCAGCCGGCCGGCAGCUGUGGAUCUGGGCGCAUCCCGCUCUGAAGCAGGAUCUUCUCCCCGAGUUGCAAAGAGUGUGCGAGUGCUGUGAGGCGGUGGCCACACCUGCAGAGUCUGCCUCCACGCUGCAGUCAGAGCCAAAGCCAGAGGUCUCCCCUAAAGCCAAGCUGACACCUGGAGGAAAGAGGAAACGGAGCCGUGAAGACGGCAGUGGACCUUCUGCCAAGAAGAUCUUAGGAGAUGGAACCAGACCAGCCGGCACUCCAGUCACCUGGAAGUCCAGCUCGACAGGAAUCCUCAUAAAUGAUCUCACAAUGGAGAUGGUGCGUUACCGCCUGAUCGGACCGCAGUCUCAUACAGUGCUAACGGAAACCUUGGAGGCAGCCACAGACUGUGAUGAGGCGGGUCAGUCCCAGGCUGCUUCUCUGUGGUGGCCUCAGCACUGUAGAGAUGAGAGGAAGAUGAAUCUGCACCAACGACAAGCGGACGUCUUUAACACACUGAGAGACAUCUAUUCAUCUGGAGAGGUGCCCGCGGGCACAGUGCUGGGUCUGACUGUGGAUGACCCCAGGCUGACCCUACCAGCAAAGAAGGUUAAAGCAAUGCCCAGUGUAAACCAGAGCCAAGAGGCAGACGAGGAGAAGAGGCGGCAGCUGAUGUUACGAGGAGUACCGGAGCUCUGCAGCCAGAGCUGCUUGUGGGAUCAGACUGUGCGUGACAAUGUCACAGAGAACAAGAUCUCUGAGCAGGAGCUGAACCGCAUGAGGAGUGAGCUGCUGGUUCCAGGUUCCAGGCUGAGCCCCACUCCACCACAGGGCCGAGUCCCAGUCCUCCUGGUUCAUCAGCCAGGCAAGCAAGUGGGGACUGACAUGAGCUCCUGGGGGGCUGGCUGGGACCUGCUGCUUCCUAAAGGCUGGGGGAUGGCCUUCUGGGUCCCACUGGUGUAUCGAGGAGUCCGCAUAGCCGGGCUUCACAUGAGUCUGAAACGAUCUCAAAACCAAGGCGCUCCCCACUUCCCCCACGAUUAUCCGGACUGUCCUGCAGGCGUUCGAUUCCAGGAGGAGCAGGAAGCCGAGCUCCUAAACAAGUUCAAGAGGCAUCCACCCGCCAAAAGGACCAAUUACAUUAAACACGGCUGUCUGGCUCCUUUCCGUUGCCCCUGGCAACAGCUGGUGGAGGAGUGGGAGGUCCUCAUGAGGCAAGGAGGAGACGUAGGAGAUGAGCAGGUCCAAAGCACAACCAAGCAGGAGGAGGAGGAGGAGAAGGAGAUGACGUCACAGCCGGAUCACUCCGGGACCAAACCUGAGAGCGGGUUCACCGUCAUCAGGAGCAGGAAGUCUCUGAGGCUUCUGUCGGCUUGGUGCAAACCACCCCCAUCAAGAGGUCAGAGGCCAGGCCGCGGAGGGGGGGCGCCCCCCCUCCAGCGCUCAGCCGCUAACACGUUUCUGGCCUCACACAGAAUGAGUGUGGUGUGGGUGCGCCUGUCCUUGCUGUCCAAAGGCAAACCGGAGCUGCAUGCCAUGGUGUGUGCGCCCACUCCAGAAGACCUGACACCGGACGCCAGCCGCUGCCCCCAGGAGCCCCCCCACACAGACCACUUCAAAAGCAAAGUGAAACUCAGGAAGAAGAGCUCGAAGACGGGCGGUGGUGCUGGAGAAGCAUCAGAACUGGAUGCAGACCUCGUGUUGGGGGUGUGGCCCGACCCUCUCCCGAGCAUCACCUCUCACUGCUCGCGGCCGACCCUCGGCUGGGUCACCGAGGGCGACUUCUCUCUGUCUGCAGGCUGCGGCCAGGCUCUGGGCUUCGUCAGUGUCCCGGGUCUCCUGAACACCCUCCUCAGCCAGCCUGAGGAACACAGAGGAAAGGUGCUGCUGCGCAACCCGUCCUCCCUGCACUACCGCUUGGCUCAGAUCAGCAUCGAGGUGUGAGGGGAUGAGGCUGCAGACUGUAGUCUGGAGCUAAAGUCAUGCAUUCAUCAGCCGGUGGUUGUUUUUGCAGCUUUGCUGUUUUACCAGUGCCUUUAGAGGAAGGACGAUGGGAACUUAGAGUUCUGUUAUUCUCAUUUCCUGCAUGUUUUGACAGAAUUGUUUGGACACUUAUCCGCGUCUAACAGCAUGAGCUCACAAGGCUGUGCUGAUACGGCUUUGGAAGAUCCACCUGAACAGUUUGACCUGAAGGAUGAAGAGGGCUCGAACACACGCACGCUUCGGCUAACAGAUACUUAAACGUCCAGUUUGGGUUUCCACAUAUCUCGUGAUGUGUAGGCGGCAGAUCAAAGUUUGUUGCUUGGCAACUCUUCCCUUUGAUAGCAGCUUAGUGUGUGCAUGGAGAGGUUCACCUGAGGUAAAGAAGAUCCGGUCGGAUGCAUGUUCCUGUAAAACGACUCGUUUUCCUUUUGAUUUGGUGAAAUUCUGACUAUAAAUCUCUUACUGCAUGGUCAGCUCACGCUGCCUCCACCAGUAGGGGGCAGUAGUGUCCUUGUCUUGCUGCAGGAUGAGCCCUCACGGGUCUGACUUUUUCUGUUAAAACGACUCAUUAAAAAUAAAACAUGCAUGCUGAUGAUAUACUAGCUGUACUAACAGACCCAGAACGCUCCGUGCCGGCAUUGCUCACAUGUGUUGACACAUUUUCCAAGAUGUCAGGUUACAAGAUAAAUUGGUUCAAAUCAGAAGCCAUGCCUCUGUCAGCUUCAUGUUAUUCUAGACAUGUAACAUCAUUUAAUUUUAAGUGGUCAUCCUCGGGAAUAAGAUACUUAGGAAUACUUCUGAAUCCAAAUCUGGAGGAGAUUAUGACAUCAAAUAUGGAGCCCCUUCUUCUGAAAAUUAAAACUAAUCUAGAUAAGUGGGAGAAAUUAAGACUUACAUUAUGGGGCAAAAUUAACGUUAUUAAAAUGAUAGUUUCCCCCCAGUUUAAUUAUGUUUCUAUGAUGUUACCUGUGAAAAUACCCCCACACAUAUUCAGCCAAUUUGAAAAAAAUAUUAAAGAAUUUUUAUGGGACAAGAAGAGACCCAGGGUGAACAUGAAGAAGAUGUGGGCCUCAAAAGAUUAUGGAGGGAUGGCUCUUCCAAAUGUCAAACUGUACAAUCUGGCUUUUGAAAUGACCAGGCUGGUCAAACACUGGAAAGGGGGAGAUUUUGAUCCCAGUUGGGUCAGAACUGAGCAAGAUCUAGUGAAGCCUUAUACACCUGUGACAGUUCUUUCUCAGGGAGCUACUGGAACCAGUCAGGACAUCCGGGACAACCCUGUGUUCAUAUAUUCAAAAUGGGUUUGGCAAGAGGUACAUAAAAUAUGUGGGGUAUCUCAUCUGAGACAAUCAUAUUCUUCUGUGUGGAACAACUCUGCUAUUAGGAUUGGGAAAAAAACUAUCAGCUGGGAAAAGUGGUGCAGCAAAGGAAUACACCAAAUAAGAGAUCUGUACACGAAUCAAGUACUUAUGUCUUUUGCCGAAAUUACUCUGAAAUAUGGUCUAGAGGCGAGGGAUAACUUUUGGAAAUACUUACAACUGAGGGAUUGUAUAACUAAGGGCAGCUUUUCUGAAGACACAAAUCCAGUGGUGGAGUUUCUUGAAAUGAAGAGUGGGACACACAGGGCAGCUGUAUUCUAUAAAAUGCUCAACAAUUUAAAAAAAGAUGGAUGUGAGAAUCUGAGACUGGCUUGGGAGAGGGAUUUGAGCUGUACUAUUGAUAAAAAUAACUGGAACACAAUUCUUUUACAUUCUAGUAAAUUUAUAAAAGAAGGUAAAGGAAAAUUCACCCAAUACAAACUAAUACACAGGUGGUAUUACACCCCCUCUAAACUACACAGAAUGGGACUAAUGACAAAUAAUUUAUGCUGGAAGUGUCAGACAGACACAGGGACCCUAUUGCAUGCUCUUUGGGAAUGUAAAAUGGUUUCCCCAUUUUGGAAAAGAGUACUGGACUGCAUAGGACAGUGGACUGGAUUGACAAUACCCAUGUCACCAAGAUUGUGCCUCUUAGGAGACAAGUCUGUGCUUCCUGGACUAUCAAAAAGCGACUUGGUGGUUAUAAAAGGAGCGGUGAUUACCGCUGCCCGAGUAAUUCUCAGUGUGUGGAAGGACACAUCCCCUCCAGACUUCAACAGAUGGAGGGAAAAUAUCCUCAGGGUUGCAUCAUAUGAGAAGUUAUUGGCAAGAGUGAACGAAGACAUGGACAGUUUUCAGGAAUCUUGGGGGCGCGUUUUUGAGUGACAUCCGAAUAAUAGCUGUUUAGUGAUGUUUUGAUGGUUAGAAACUCUGACCUAUAUUGUUUUUGAUUUUUUCUGAUAUGCAACUGUUAUGAUGUAUAGCCAUCCUUGGUUAAACCUUAGACUCAGAAAGGAAACAGAAGGAUGUAUGGAAACUGGAAUGCUGUCUGUUCAUUGUUAUGUAUGAAAGAAAGAAAAAUAAAAACUUUGAUUAUAAAAAAAAUAAAACAUGCAACUAUUGAGACAUCCA
Molecule: messenger RNA, 5557 nt
Organism: Oryzias melastigma (Indian medaka)
Lineage: Eukaryota; Metazoa; Chordata; Actinopteri; Beloniformes; Adrianichthyidae
Gene: pop1
Product: POP1 homolog, ribonuclease P/MRP subunit
Exons: 15
Coding region: 225-3032 (935 amino acids)
Biological process (GO): tRNA 5'-leader removal
Cellular component (GO): ribonuclease MRP complex; nucleolar ribonuclease P complex
Source: RefSeq, a predicted model, not a curated record